Molecule: messenger RNA, 216 nt
Organism: Neoarthrinium moseri
Lineage: Eukaryota; Fungi; Ascomycota; Sordariomycetes; Amphisphaeriales; Apiosporaceae
Exons: 1
Coding region: 1-216 (71 amino acids)
Source: RefSeq, a predicted model, not a curated record
AUGCCCGUCGUCAGCAGACAAGCCCAAACCCAAGCCCCCGCCGCCGUGAUCGGCCUGAGCGUGGGCAUCGGCGUUGGCGUGGUCCUGCUUGCCAUCAUCUAUAUCGUGGUGCUUCGCGUGCCCCGGAGCGGCACCAGACCGUCGGAUUCGGCGCGCCGGUGGCCCGGUCACGGUUUCAUCCGCAGUCCCGUGUAUGGCCGCGCUCCCUGGAGCUGA